This is a messenger RNA of Salvia splendens (bonfire salvia), 3944 nucleotides long. Its product is annotated as serine/threonine-protein phosphatase BSL3. The record is from RefSeq and is a predicted model, not a curated record. Gene Ontology annotation, biological process: brassinosteroid mediated signaling pathway. Lineage: Eukaryota; Viridiplantae; Streptophyta; Magnoliopsida; Lamiales; Lamiaceae. The coding region runs from base 401 to 3481 and encodes 1026 amino acids. The transcript has 20 exons. Gene Ontology annotation, molecular function: phosphoprotein phosphatase activity; protein binding.
UUACCAAGGUGGGCAUUCCGAAGAUGUCGUUAUUCCGCCGUCGCAGUGUUUAGUCGGAGGGCCGUACACACAUUAUACGCACUUCACCCAAUCAUUUAUACCGCUACUGUUACAAAACCCAUACCAAUUUCACUCAAUUUGUUCUCCUCUUUUUCUUCAUCUCUUUAUUCCAGACCAGAUAUUAUGAUGUGUGCGCGUUUGGAUUAACUCCUCUCCAAUUGAAUUCCUCAUCACGCUUCCUGUAUACAUAGAUUUUUUUUUUCUGGGCGAAAUUUUUCAAGGGUCGGAGCUAGGGCUUGCUUUUUUCUUCUGGCAGAAUGAAGAUUGAAAGUGCGAAUUGUUGAGGAUUGGAGCUCCGAUCUUAGUGUAAAGCUUUGAAAUUUAGGGUUUUAAGUUAUAAAUGGACGUGGAUGCGGCUAUGGCUACAGAGCCCGAUCACGAUCCAUCGGAGCAGCCCGCCACGGCUAAUGGUGGGGACCACACCGAAUCCGAUUCCUCGUCGUCUCAUCAUCAUCAGCAGCAGCAGAGUAGUAAUAGCGAUGAAGCUAAUGAUAGCAGUAUUAGUGGUGGUGCCGGAGGCGCCGCGGUGCCGGGCCCACGCUGGGCGCCUACUUAUACUGUGGUAACCGCUAUAAUGGAGAAGAAGGAGGAUGGUCCUGGGCCGCGGUGUGGCCAUACACUGACAGCCGUACCUGCCGUUGGGGAGGAGGGGACUCCUGGUUAUAUAGGCCCCAGACUAAUUCUUUUCGGAGGAGCCACAGCACUUGAAGGGAAUUCUGGCGCAUCAGGAACUCCCUCGUCAGCCGGAAGUGCAGGAAUUCGGUUGGCUGGUGCCACUGCUGAUGUACACUGUUAUGAUGUUUUGACGAAUAAAUGGUCUCGAAUUACUCCAAUUGGAGAACCACCCACGCCUAGGGCAGCUCAUGUGGCAACUACUGUAGGUACCAUGGUUGUUAUCCAGGGUGGGAUUGGUCCAGCAGGUUUGUCUGCAGAAGAUCUUCAUGUUUUGGACCUUACUCAACAACGGCCGAGAUGGCAUAGGGUUGUGGUUCAAGGUCCUGGGCCAGGGCCUCGCUAUGGCCAUGUCAUGGCUUUGGUUGGUCAAAGAUAUCUUAUGGCAAUUGGCGGAAAUGAUGGUAAACGUCCUUUAGCUGAUGUAUGGGCUCUGGACACUGCUGCAAAGCCUUAUGAAUGGCGGAAACUGGAACCUGAGGGUGAAGGUCCGCCACCUUGCAUGUAUGCUACUGCAAGUGCACGCUCUGAUGGUCUUCUUCUGCUUUGUGGUGGGAGGGAUGCAAGCAGUGUGCCACUUUCUAGUGCAUAUGGCCUUGCCAAACAUAGAGAUGGUCGCUGGGAGUGGGCCAUUGCUCCUGGAGUUUCUCCAUCACCAAGAUAUCAACAUGCAGCUGUUUUUGUUAAUGCACGCCUUCAUGUAUCUGGUGGGGCCCUUGGCGGUGGACGGAUGGUAGAGGACUCAUCAAGCAUUGCUGUUUUGGAUACUGCUGCUGGAGUCUGGUGUGAUACAAAGUCUGUAGUUACUAGUCCAAGGACUGGAAAAUUCAGUGCUGAUGCUGCUGGUGGGGAUGCAGCAGUUGAAUUGACGAGGCGAUGUAGGCAUGCUGCUUCUGCUGUUGGUGAUUUGAUCUUCAUCUAUGGUGGUUUGCGUGGUGGGGUGCUGCUAGAUGACUUGCUUGUUGCUGAAGACCUUGCUGCUGCAGAGACAACUAGUGCAGCUUCUCAUGCUGCUGCUGCAGCAGCAUCCAAUGUACAGCAUGGGAGGUUUCAAGGUAGAUAUGAAUUCACUGAGUACAGAAAUGGGGAACCUUUGUCUGAUGCUGCUGCCGAUGGUGCAGUCGUGGUUGGAAAUCCUGUUGCCCCUCCUGUAAAUGGUGAUAUUUAUACAGAUAUAAGCACAGAAAAUGCAAUGCUCCAAGCUUCCCGAAGAUCUUGCAAAGGUGUUGAGUACUUAGUUGAGGCUGCAGCAGCAGAAGCUGAGGCUAUCACUGCUGCACUAGCAGCUGCCAAAGCUCGACAAGUUAACGGAGAAGUUGAGUUGCCUGAUAGAGAUCGUGGGGCUGAGGCUACCCCCAGUGGGAAGCAAAUAUCCUCUCUGAUCAAGCCUGAUUCUAUGUCAAAUGAUUCAGUCCCACCUGGAGUUAGGCUUCAUCAUCGAGCAGUGGUUGUAGCUGCGGAGACUGAUGGUGCUUUGGGUGGUAUGGUGAGACAGCUUUCAAUUGAUCAGUUUGAAAAUGAAGGCCGGCGUGUCAGCUAUGGAACUCCAGAAAGUGCAACAGCAGCUAGAAAACUUUUAGAUCGCCAAAUGUCAAUUAACAGUGUACCAAAGAAGGUGAUUGCUCAUCUUUUGAAACCUCGUGGUUGGAAACCUCCAGUUCGUAGACAAUUUUUCUUGGAUUGCAAUGAGAUUGCGGAUCUUUGUGAUAGCGCUGAAAGGAUAUUUGCAAGUGAACCUAGUGUACUGCAGCUGAAGGCCCCUAUUAAGAUUUUUGGUGAUUUGCAUGGUCAAUUUGGGGAUCUAAUGCGACUUUUCGAUGAGUAUGGAUCACCUUCGACUGCUGGAGACAUAGCAUAUAUUGAUUAUCUGUUUUUGGGAGAUUAUGUUGAUCGUGGCCAACAUAGCUUGGAAACUAUAACCCUUCUUCUUGCAAUGAAGGUUGAGCAUCCCCAUCAAAUUCAUUUAAUUCGUGGUAAUCAUGAAGCUGCAGAUAUUAAUGCACUAUUUGGCUUUAGGAUCGAGUGCAUUGAGCGUAUGGUAAAUCACAGCACUUUAUACUGUCUUCUUUACAUGGGAUUAACACAUAGGCCUUCUAAUGGUUUCCUGAACCAGGGUGAGAGAGAUGGAAUAUGGACAUGGCAUCGGAUAAACAGAUUGUUCAACUGGCUUCCUCUUGCUGCUCUAAUCGAGAAAAAGAUCAUUUGUAUGCAUGGUGGUAUUGGGAGAUCGAUAAACCAUAUAGAACAGAUUGAGAGUAUUCAACGCCCAAUUGCAAUGGAAGCGGGAUCUUUAGUUCUUAUGGACUUGUUAUGGUCUGAUCCUACUGAAAAUGACAGUGUAGAAGGACUGCGGCCAAAUGCUAGAGGUCCUGGGUUGGUAACCUUUGGGCCCGACCGUGUUAUGGAAUUUUGCAAUAACAAUGAUCUCCAGUUAAUUGUUCGAGCACAUGAGUGUGUGAUGGAUGGAUUUGAAAGAUUUGCUCAGGGGCACUUAAUCACACUUUUUUCAGCAACAAACUACUGUGGUACUGCAAAUAAUGCCGGUGCAAUUUUGGUUUUGGGUAGAGAUUUAGUGGUUGUACCCAAACUAAUUCAUCCCUUGCCGCCCGCAAUUUCAUCUCCUGAAACUUCUCCCGAACGCCAGAUAGAAGACACGUGGAUGCAGGAGCUGAAUGCUAACAGACCACCGACACCAACCAGAGGCCGCCCUCAAGUUGCUAAUGACCGAGGUUCUCUCGCUUGGAUUUAGGUUCCACUUGCAGAAUGUUUUCUAACUCUUCUUCUAAGCUGAUGCUAACACCUGGGAUUUCCAGUGGCUUGUACAUAGCAUGAUCCCACCGUGCUUCUGGAAUCUAUUCCGCGGACUACACACGAUGACUGGAGAAGUCAGGACUGCACUUGGCUGUGAUGCAGGCAAAUCGGGGCUCCAGAACGACCUGCUCUGGAAUGCAAGUUGAGCCGUGCUAUAGCUGCUGAGUCUCGUUAGCUUUAAGUUUUUGGUCCAUGUAGAUGUAUUAUUGGGUUUUUUUUACUCCAUGAUUGGUGAGGUAUGAUAUGUUUUCUCUAUGUGUAAUAGAGGGUGUUUGUGCUUGUGGAAUUCUUAUUUUUAUUCGAUACUGUGUAUCAUAUAAAAAAGUGUCCCCUUUUUGGUUGACAUUUUGUUUUCACACCUAUCUAAUGGAAAGGGGAAAUCGAGCUUCUUGUCGUUUCAA